Molecule: messenger RNA, 4281 nt
Organism: Symbiodinium necroappetens
Lineage: Eukaryota; Dinophyceae; Suessiales; Symbiodiniaceae
Source: the annotation of a GenBank genome assembly
AUGGGUGAAACGUGGUGGGCUUCGCUGCAACAGCUUUUCUCUUUUGCGAAUCAGUCCCCACUUUGUCUGGAUGGAGAAUGUUCCUGUUUUGACUUGAAGAUUGACAGAGCUUCGGCAGUUUUCUGUUCAGAGGAUGUCUUGGUUCGAGCCACGAUACUUCAGCAUCUGCAGACGGUAUUGGACUCAGGCGACGUUGUACCUGUUCAGGUUGAUCAUCCCUGCCGAAAGGCGGUGCUACGGCUGAGGUCAGCCGACUGGGCCACACUAGGUGCACAUUGUGAUUUCAUUCGGGCCCUGUGGACGCAGGUCAGGGUUUCUGGGGAGGUAGUCAUUCUGGACACCACAGUUGGUGCUGCUUUUCUGGCAGGGGAUGUUUGUCUACGUGACGACACUACUUUGCAGAUUGCUGAAAUAUUCUGUGGUGGUUUUGCAGGGUGGACACAGGCUGCAUGGCAAGUGCAUGCUACAGGCCACCCAGUCCGUGCUGCGUGGUUGUUGGACCUUGAGGAUGCGGUCCAGGCCCCACUGGAGCAUCUCAUUCCGGAUUUGUCCACGGUUGCUAGUGCAAGUGAACUGCAAGCAUGUGCUGAUCAUACAAGCCCGCUGUUGCUACUUGCCAACUUUGAGCACACAUGGUGGCAUCGUGUCUGGGCCAGCAUGCCGCCGGACAUUGUCGCGGCAUCCCCGCCUUGUCAGCCUUGGAGCUCGGCGGGCAGCCAGAGCGGCCUAAGUAGCCCCGAUGGUCGGUUGAUUCUUCUUCUGAUUUCGGUCCUCCAGGUUGUUCGGAUCCCGGUGGUUUGCCUUGAGGAGGUCCCGGGUUUCUGCCAGCACCAGGACUUCCCUGUCAUCAUGUCAGCUUGGGAGGCUUCAGGUUACACUUGUGUAUAUCGUGAGGAGGUGCAGCUUGCGGAGGUUGCGCCCACCUGGCGCAAACGGUGCCUUAUGAUUUUUGUGCACAAGGUGCGGUUGCCUGAGGCAACAUCCGUCCUCACAGCGCAGCAUUGGUGGCCUGUUGGUCGGCCCUCUUUGUUUGGGUUGCGCGCCUACUUCAAGGUGCUGCCUGCUGACAUCCUUCGUCAUUGUGUCAUUGCUGAAGACGUGCUUCAACAGUACCUUGAUCCGUGGUUCUUGCCGCCGGGUGUGCCGCAUUGCGGUGAAGCUGCCCGCAAGUUCCGGCUGUGCACGCCGUCCCAGCAGGCGCGCACCUUCAUGGCUGCCUAUCACCGGCAGCACUUGCUGCCCCCGGGCAUGUUGGAAAAGCGCGGGCUCCUUUGCAGUUUGCUGCAGGUCAAUGACACCAUCCGAUACUUUGCUGCCCCAGAGAUUGCCUCCUGUCACGGAGCCCAACGCCAGCACCUCUUUGUUAAGGAUGAUGCCAUGUGCAUGCAAAUUCUUGGUAAUGGCCUCGCGGUGCAUCAGGCUGCCCUAGCCUUGGCCCAUGCGGUGAAAUGCUUUCCUGGCUACGCUGACGUGAGCCCAGCGGCAGUUGUCCAGAAGGUUGUGGCUGAGCGCCUGACCUCUGUCAACUCCGCCCUUUUCCGCCUGCCGACAGGGUGGUUGCUGGUGCGUUUCGACUUGGUAGGUGUCGCCCUUGCUUCGGAUAGCCUGCGUCACAGGAUCGAGGCCCGGAUGUGCAGUCGUGGCCAAGUUUUCCAUGCACUUCAGCUCGGCGAGGGUGCAAACGCCAGGGACUUUCAGGUUGUGCAGGUCCUCCGGUUUUCGUCGCACCUGACGGUGCGUGACGCCUGUCAGGCACUUGAGCUGCCCUCUGGCGUCCCGCCUUCUGUCGUUGAGGGUUCCCAAGGCAGGGUUUUUCGGGUUACCGUUGCUGAGCUGCCUCGUGCCGACUUUCAUGUUGGGCAUAACCACCAGCAGCGUUGCGGAUGUGUGCACCGGGUAUACACGGCUGCUGGUCAGUUCCUGCUCCAGCCGAGCGUGCCAGACUUCUUUCAUCAGCUGAAGUUUGUGUUUGACCAGGUUGAGGCCUGCCGUGUCUGCACUAAGGAUGACGGCCUGCUGCUGUGCAUCGACCCCGAAUGUGCUUUUGAGUGGGCUAUGCAGGCCCAGCCAUGUGCUGAAGGUGCUUGUGCAGCCAUUGAAACAAUCAGGCAGUACCUGCGGGACCUGCUCUUCCUGGCCCAGUUUGUUGAUGCAACGCCUGCCCAGGUUGGCCCCUUUGUGCUGCAGGUUGGCACACGCACUCUUCGAGUUGCAAAACUGCCGGCUGACCUGACGCCGCGCCUUCUUGAAGCAGCCUGGCGACGUGCCAGUGCAGCCACAGGUUGUUGGCCAGGUGCUCAGGCCUUUUCUGGCCCCCGUCGACUCCCUUUUGAGGCUACGUUGAUUUCGCUCACUGCCCAGGGUGCCUUCCACAAGCAGGCCUCUGCAGACCUCCCGGUCAUCACCAUCCACCCGGAGUGCCGCGGUGGUGGCGUGAAGGAUGAAAACCUGCAACUUGCAAAAACCAAGCUCGGUACACUCUUGAUUGAGCGAGGGGUGACAUUGUCGCAAGCCAAUGUUGCGGUCGAUUCUUUUGUUGCUGCGGUCGGCGCUACUGCGAGCUUGGCGUCGCUGUCCUUGCCAAACCCGGUGGAUCGGUGGCAGAAGCUGUGUGCCCAGGCGCGGUCGGUCGGCCAAACGGAGCGUGCUGCCCAGCGCAUUCAAAAGGCCGUCCGUCGACGCCGCUUGAGCAGCUCCAAACCUGUUGUUGCUGCUGAUUUCCAGCUCAUUGAGGGCACCUGGUGUGGCAUUGAUGACAGCCCGGUGCCAGUGCUUGACACCAUCACUUCGGAGAGCUCAGGGGUCAUUCUGAUGGACCCAGGCCAGGCAAACCCCCAGGACAUCGGUCUGUUGUGUAACCUCGGGGCGGAGGCCUUGUGUGUUGUCGUGCCAGGGUUUGAUUGCCCGGACCCUGAAACCUGUAGUGGCCGGGCCAGCACGCCUGUCUUGCGUCGGGCUACCGGGGGCAAACACUUGAUUGCCGUGUGCUACCACAACCUCGGCGACACCGCCAUCUCCCCCUUUGUUCAGCAUGGUUCUCAGGUUGAGAUUUCAGGGGUGGUUUGUUGCACCUUUUGCAUGCACCGGGACGAGUGUCCGUCCACUGAGAUGUGGCAUGAAACGGUUCAGGCUCCCGUGCGCUCUGUCGCCCAGCUCUUUAAGGCCAAGGGUGUCCAAAGCCCGUUCUCCCACCCAUGGGGCCGAUCCUACCGGUCUGCUGGACGCCCCAGCCAAGCGCUGCACUGUGAUGUCUUUCAGUUUCAGGCCAAGGUUGAGGAGGAUGUGCUCGCACCACUGCUUAAGCAAAGUGGCUUUAACAGGGUCUACGUGACGCCCCGUGGCUGGAACCGUGAAGUCCUUCAAGGAUGGUCUGUCAUCUGGUUGUCCUCUAGUAAACACGACCUGGAGCGCCAGGCGGCCCUGUUACCCGAGCAGCAUGGAUUGGUGCGAGGCAAGAGCCGAUUCGGCAUCCGAGUGCCCACUUCUUCUUUCGCACGGCUGUUUCAGCAGUUGCGCCCAGGUGAUGCCGUCCCUGAGUCUUUUGAUGUCAAAGCCCUCUUCAAAGUCGGCCCCAUCCCGCCAGGGGCCACCGCUGAUACGGUCCUUCAGUGGGCUCGAAAACUGCACUGGCAAAUCCGCGUCAUCAAAACCUUGGGCCCUUCCUUCUGGCUGGUGGGCUCGCCCGGAGCCCCUCCGUCGGAGACGCUUACUUUCAACCAGCAGCCGGUCUUGGUGUCCCCUGUCAAGGGCCGUGAGGUGCAUCAGGCAGUCGUGCAGGCUGGUGGCCCGCUCCCGUCACGUCGGCAAGGGGCUACCACUCCAGUUGACCCGUGGCUGAGCUCUGACCCGUGGAGUGCCUACCUUGCUGCCAAGACGGACGGCCAACACCCGCCAGGACCGUCUAUGCCCGUUGCCCCGCUACCACCGAGCCGCACUGUUGAUCCACAGGUGCAGUCGCAGCUACAUGCUCAGGAGCACCGGCUGAAUGAAUUAGAGCAGCACUUGCGUGGCCUCCGUGAGGGCCAGGUUGCUGCCGAUCAUGAGCGAGCUGCUGACAAGCAGCAGUUGCAGCAGGAGAUUGCAGGUGUUCGAGGUGAGGUCCAAUGCUUGGGUGCUGGCCUGCAGCAACAGUUGCAGGCCCAACUUGAUAGCCUUGGGGCUGCCCAGAGAAGCCAGGAGCAACAGAUGAAUGCCGGCCUUAAUGAUCUCAAGCAGCUCAUCCUGUCCCAGACAGACCAGCGCAAAGCUCGGCGGCUCCCUGGGGCUGAGAGCGAACUGUGA